AGGUCAGAGUAUUAAAGAAAUCACAACCAGUGAUAUUAGGCUUGCAUUUUCUUUCUUUUUUUUCUGCUCAGAUAUGAUAACUUUUCUAUACAUUUUUUUUUCGAUUCUAAUAUUGGUUUUAUUUGUUCUCGGAAAUUUUGCCAAUGGCUUCAUAGCAUUGGUAAAUUUCAUUGACUGGGUGAAGAGAAAAAAGAUCUCCUCAGCUGACCAAAUUCUCACUGCUCUGGCGGUCUCCAGAAUUGGUUUGCUCUGGGCAUUAUUAUUAAAUUGGUAUUUAACUGUGUUGAAUCCAGCUUUUUAUAGUGUAGAAUUAAGAAUUACUUCUUAUAAUGCCUGGGUUGUAACCAACCAUUUCAGCAUGUGGCUUGCUGCUAGCCUCAGCAUAUUUUAUUUGCUCAAGAUUGCCAAUUUCUCCAACCUUAUUUUUCUUCAUUUAAAGAGGAGAGUUAGGAGUGUCAUUCUAGUGAUACUGUUGGGGACUUUGAUAUUUUUGGUUUGUCAUCUUCUUGUGGCAAACAUGGAUGAGAGUAUGUGGGCAGAAGAAUAUGAAGGAAACAUGACUGGGAAGAUGAAAUUGAGGAAUACAGUACAUCUUUCAUAUUUGACUGUAACUACCCUAUGGAGCUUCAUACCCUUUACUCUGUCCCUGAUAUCUUUUCUGAUGCUAAUCUGUUCUCUGUGUAAACAUCUCAAGAAGAUGCAGCUCCAUGGAGAAGGAUCUCAAGAUCUCAGCACCAAGGUCCACAUAAAAGCUUUGCAAACUCUGAUCUCCUUCCUCUUGUUAUGUGCCAUUUUCUUUCUAUUCCUAAUCAUUUCGGUUUGGAUUCCUAGGAGGCUGCAGAAUGACCCAGUUGUCAUGGUUAGCAAGGCUGUUGGAAACAUAUAUCUUGCAUUCGACUCAUUCAUCCUAAUUUGGAGAACCAAGAAGCUAAAACACACCUUUCUUUUGAUUUUGUGUCAGAUUAGGUGCUGAGUAAAAGACCUGAAACUCUCAACUCUCUAGAUUCACAAGUGGGACAUUGUGUGUGUAUUCUAGGAGAAAACAAACUGAUAGUGUCUGGAACAUUUUAUACUUUUUACUGUUUUUUCUGUAGUGUAUGUUUUUGAGUAAUUUCUGAAAGUAUACGUAGAAAAGUCUUUUACCUAAAGUUAGUCUAAAAGUGUAUCUAUGUGUGUGCAUGUGUAUAUGAAAGACUUAAAAGACAUUGACAAUAACAUAAUGUUAAUCAUAUUUUCACAAGAUGCCAAAUUAUAGAAAAUAUGGUAAGAAGUUUUUCAGAAUCAUGAACCCAUGUGUAUUUCACAUAUACAUUUCAUAUUAUCAUGUUUCACUUGAAAAAUGUAUGAUCUUUACUUACAAUUGUUAAGAACUGACACAUUAUCUCAAAACCUUUGCUCUUUUCCACUGAUUUUUACCACACAUAUGUACCACAGUGUGCUUAAACAUCGAAAUUUUUUGAUAGUAAGCACACUCAAUUCUAAAUCAAUAAUGAGGUUUCAUCUUUGGGGUAGUUUUUAUUUCAUCAUGAAUUCUAAUUUUAUGUUUAGUUUAUAGCCAACAUAAUUAUUGUCAGAAAAAGAUGCGCAGAAUAAUAUUCAAGGAUGACAAAUAUAUUUAGAACACAUUUUGUAUAUGUCUACCAUAAACAGUACUGAGGAAUAAUAGACUUAAUACAAAUAUGUGAACAUUUGAGAAAAAAGUCAUUUCUAUAAUAAGGAUGAAGAAAGAAACACCAUGAUGACUUAUGUUGUCAUAAGUCUCAACAUGCAGUUAGAAAAGUCAUUUCUUCCAGUUUUUGAGUUAAAGAAAACCUUUUUUGAAGUUGAGAUCUGAUGUCAAGUAUUUCAGGGUUUUUUUUCUAAACCACCUCAGAGUCCCUGAAUUGCCAAUUAUCUCCUCUAUCUUCCAUACUUGAAAUUCUUUUUAAACUUCACAUAAAAGAACUUGAGUCUUCCCUACCUUAGAAAAAUACUCUAUGUAAAAAUAGUAUAGAAAUUAUAAAAAUCAUUCGAAUUAAACUUUUUGCAAAUGUUAAAAUGGCAUCUAUGAAAUCUAUGUAUUAAUGAUAGAAAACAUCUAAAAUAUAUGUUGUAUUAUAAUCUAGUUGCAAAUAAUACAAUGAGACAGUGUGUUGAUAUAUUCAGUAAUAGCAAGUUCUAUUAUAGGAAGAAAAUGUAUAACAUCAUUAAACAAUUAAAUUCUAUAAACUGUAUUAAUUCUUGGAGUUAUGAAAUUUUAACAAUGUUAUCUAAACCUUGGGAUAAAUCAUCUCUACAUCUGAUUUAGUUAUUUGUUUCUUUAUCAUAUAUCUUUGCUGGUACAAUGUAAGCACCAUAAAAGCAGAGAUCAUAUAGAUCUUGCUUACUGUUGACUCCCAGGGCCUAAAAGACAACACAUAGAAUAGGUAUUUAAGAAUAUUUUGAUGAACAAGUAAAUUGGUGAAUAAAGCAGUAAACUAACUAUAUGGGAGUGGCAAACCAAUGAAAAUGAAACUUCAUCACAAAAUCCAAAGUUGCAUAAAUUUUUAUUUUCUGGUUUCAACUUGAGGUUACAGAAUUAUCUAAGAAGAAGUAUUUCUCAGAGCAAAAGUAUGGCCAUUAUACAAUUGUAGGGGAAAUACCACUAUAAGAUAGCCCUGAUGAAGCCAUAUUCGAUGUGUGAUGGGAAGAUAAUGUGGAACAUCAAAAUCAGCUUGUACCUAUUGUGAUACAUUUUAAAAAGCACAUCAAUAUAAAAGAUUUUGGUAUCUUUGCAUACAGUUUUUCAGUUGUGAAUGAUAUAUUUGUAUUGUGAUAUUUCCAGCUGGUUAGUAUAUAAACAAAAAUGGCAUUUCAUUAAAAAAAACUGAGUUAGUUACCAACUACCUUACUAAAAUGUGACUUUUAUGGAAUAUUUUAAAACCCUUUCUAAAUGAACAUUUAAAUUGCCAUAUUACAAACCCACAGAAAAAUGCAUAAAUAACAAUUAUAACACUAAACGAGUAUCUUAGCCUUGGAUGUCUAGAACUAGAGCCAAUGUCUGAUGUUAAAGUUAUAACAUUUAUUUGGAAGAUAAGUCCAGGGCAGCAAUGGCCGGGACAUGUGGAAAUUGAGGCAAAGCAGAUGUGAAACCAUGUGUUGUGAUGUAUGAUAUGACUCUGCUGAUGACCACUUCACAAUGAGGUGAGAGAGACAGCAUGGUGGUCAUCACAUGCGUGCACUUGACUCCCAGUACUUUUCCAGAAGGGCUGCAAGGGGAAACCACAGCCGGCAUUAGUCCACAGAAGAGGAAGAGAAGAGAAAAUGUAUCUGCUCAGCUGUCUUCUGUCUUCUAUUUCCCAUUGGCCAGGGUUUCCCUGAGGCAGAACUACCAUCUCUGCUGUUCUGCUUUCCAUCAUCCAGUCCCUUGGUGGUAGUUAUGAAAGCCAAACCUCAUGCCCCCAGUGUGGUGUUCCAUUCAAGUCCCAAAUGGAAGGAUGAUCUGGAUCAAGCAAGGUGCUGACCAAGAAAAGAGAACACAGUCAAGAUAAUCUGAGGAUGGAUAUGUUUGUGGGCAAUACCGUCCACUCCUUGUGCAACUCAGAUUGGCUCAUGCCUUCCAAUCAUGGCUGGCUUUAUAGGCAUAUGACUUCACAGUUGCACAGGGUCUUGUGCUUAGAAGCGCUUAUGCUUAGAGGGGCUUUAUGCUUGGAUUAAUCUUCUGCACUUGCUGUUUUGUUUUUCAGACAGAAGGUACUCCUCUGCUGGAGAAGGAAUAGUCUUCCACUAAUUCGCUAGGAGUUUGCUCUCCCCACUCCUAUGGGCUUGUGAGAGGCAUGCACAGAGUCCUAUAAUGCCCACUAUGCAUGCCUGUAGCAACUUUGAAUUCUGUUACAUCAUCUGGCACAAUGGCCAAGCAACUUGGGCCAGACUCUAUAUCUGCUAUAGAGCCCGUUUUUGUUUCGGGUUUGACUUGAGACAAGUAGCCUUUGCAAACUCCUUUAGUGAGUCAGAGAAAUAUCCUUAAAUGUGGUAUAUUUUGAAUUCAAAACCCCAAUAGGCCCCCAUAAAACUGUAUUUCCCUUUUAGUGAUAGGAAAUAUAUAUAUAUAGGGCAACAUGCCAUUUACUUUAAAAAGGAUGUUUUGACAAAAGGACCAGAAGCACUGGACCCCUAUAAACUUCAUCUAUGUUAUAGGUCUUUGAAUCUGCUGAAGUUUAUGUCUCUUCUUCCAGUAUUUUACUUCUGUUCAAUGUUAUAGUAUUUUACUAUACUUAAGGAACUUGCCAGUUCCUGCUUAUGGGUACCAGUUUAUGUAAUAUUAUUAAUAUAUUGAAUUAACAUGAUGUUUUGCAAAAUGUCAAUUAAACUGAAAGCAGAAGUGACAGCCCUGACAGAAAACAGUGAAGCAGUGUUCUUGUUUUUACCACACCAAAGCAAAUUGUUUUGAUUUUCCUCCACAAUGUGUGUAGAUGAAAAAGCAUUAGCUAAAUCAAAAGCCGCAUACAAAGUGCUGGAAACCACAUUCUGCUCAGUGAAGAUACCACAUCCUAGAGCGAAUGUGCAAGUGUGACUUAAGUUUAUGCUAAUGUGCAUUCAUCCUAUAAUCCAUCUGGUUUUGACAGAGGCCAGUUAGGUUAACUGAAUAAAGAUAUAAAAUGGACGACCGCCCCCUGGAACUUUUGAGGUUUUUGUUGUGGCAGCGACCAAUUCUAUUUCCUGGAGAAUGCAGUUAUUAUGUUUUAUUCAUUUUAUUGCCAGGAAAGUAGAAUUUCAGAAGCCUCCCCUUGGUCCUGCUUACAAUAAUGUCCCUUGGUAUACAGGUCAGGAAGCAAUGUAAGAGUCCUGACAGCUGUUGAACCUGUCAACUUCAAUUACACUUUCAGGAAGGGGUAACUACGAUAAACUCAUUAGAUCCCCUUUGGGUUGGACAUGGGCCAAAGCUCUAUGUACCAUCUGAUCUUCAAAAACUCAUACUCCAGUCCUAUUGAGGCAGCUCAUACCUGUAAUCCUAAUAAUUUAGGAGGCCUAAGUGGGAGGAUCACUUUAGGCUGAGAGUUUCAGAUCAGCCUUGGCAACAUAGUAAGAAUCUGUAAAAAGAAAAAAAAAUUAGUUGUUUGUGAUAGUGUGUGCCUGUAGUUACAGCUACCCAGAAGACUCAGGCAGGAGGAUUGCUUUAGCCCAGGAAUUGGAGUUUGCAGUGAGCUAUGAUCGUGUCAUUUCACUCCAGCCUGGGCAAUCAAGCAAGAACUUGUCUCUAAAAAGAAACAAACAAAAACAACAAACAAAAGCCCAAAAAGGGCCUGGUGCGGUGGCUCACGCCUGUAAUCCCAGCACUUUGGGUGGCUGAGUGGUUGGAUCACUUGAGGUCAGGAGUUCGAGAUCAGCCUGGCCAACAUGGUGAAACCCCACCUCUACUAAAAAUACAAAAAUUAGCCAGGUGUGGUGGUGUUGCACCUGUAAUCCAAGCCACUUGGGAGGCUGAGGCAUGAGAAUCACUUGAACCCGGGAGGCAGAGGUUGCAGUGAGCUGAGAUCACACCACAGAACUCCAGCCUGGGCGACAGAGCGAGUCUCCACCUCAAAAAAAAAAAAGAAAAAAAAAAUCCAGAAGUAAAAAUUUUCCACCAUAUCCCAUGGACCACUGUGUCUUUUGGGGUACCCAGAUAUUAGUGUUAGUUCAGGCUCCAAACUUAAAAGUCUCAGAUAAUAUGGACGUGUGUUCUGUUCUCUGAGGACUGUUUUCUGGGGAAUAGCUACAGGUCUUUGAGAAAGCAACAUAUGAUACAUCCUGAGUGUUCUUGCAGUGCAUUUUCAAUGUCCAUCAUCAAGAGGACUUAAGAUUCCCUUCAAUCAUUGAAUUCUGCUUCUCUGAAUUGGCUCAGUCCUGAGAACUGGCUGAGGGUUUUCGAUUUUCAAUGUUAAAGGCUGACCUCAGGAAUCAGCUUUUUCAACUCUUUCCCCCUCUUGGUUUAUAAUUAUUUAGCAAAGUAUGAAACCUCUUCAACUAUUGGCCUAUCAACCCAUUUCAAUAAGGCUGUUGUCACCACUUCAUUGAAUCUGACAUUUGGAAGAUCACCAGUGAGUCUGUGUUGCCAAUGGUCGGUCUUUGUGUUGCCAAUGGUCGGUCUUCGUGUUGCAUGCUCUGUGAGCAGUACUGAAUAUAGUUUAUUUGCAUUCCAGGAUGCUGCCCUCUCCUGAUUUUUUCCUUAUUCACUGGGCACCACUUCUCAGUCUCCUUUGCUAGUUCUGUCUUGUCUCUAAAUUGAAAAUAUCACACUGCCCAAGGUCUCAGUUCUUCAACCUUUAAUCAAUCGGGCUUGUUUUGUUGGUGAUCUCAUGGAGUCUCCUUACUGAUAAUGUAGCCAAAUGGUUCAAUAGAGAGGAAUAAGGCUGAUUAUUCAUAUGUAUUUAUUAUUAUUUACGUACAUCUAUUUACAUAUUUCUCAUUAUAUAAAGCUUUUUUCUUCAAAUGUCAGUUACAUUUAAAAGUAACAUGACCAAAAAUCUAGGGAGAAUGUGGGAGGAUCCAUAAUGUUUUCACUUGAGUUUCUGCCUAUUCAGAGUGAUAGUGACUCAGUAUCUAAUUUAGUUUUAUUUAAAAUAGCAAUGUAAAUAUUGAUAGAUUGAUAGGCAGGGGAUAAUCAUUAUGGACAUAAUGAUCUAAGUGAAGAAAUACAUAGUUAGAAUUAUGAUUGAUUAACCCAUUUUUUAUUUCUUGCAUUUGGUACAGUCAGUGUCUCAGUAUGGCAGUAAUCAUAGUUCUUAAGUUUUUGCUCCAUGAUCAAUGAAUUAUGAGUUAAUUUUUGUGUGUGGUAUAAAAUAAGGGUCUAAAUUUAUGUUUUUUCUUUCUCUUUUGGCUCUUACUUUUUAGGUAAGUUCAUCUGGUCAUGGCCUUACUUUCUGUGUGCUGAUGAUGUGAACAUUUAAUCCUUCAGCUCAGAACCCAACCCUGGUUUCCAGAAUCCUUUCUCUAAUAGCAUAUUUGACAUCUUCAUUUGGAUGUCUGACAAGAACUUAGAACUAAGUUGUCUAAACCAAAUUACUCAUCUUUCCUUCCAUCCCCAAAUCUCUUUCUCCUACAGUCUUUCCUUUUGUUAAUGAACACUUCAGACUUUCAGAUACUUAGACAAAAAACAUAGAGUCAACGUUUUCUCUCCUUCACAUCUCAUCUCAGCAAAUUUUAUAGACUCUGCCUUCAAAAAUAUACAGAAUCCAAUCCCUUGUCAUCACUUCUGCCAUACUCAUCUAAAUUUCUGCAUUUCUUGCCAAGAUAAUUGCUAUCAACUCCUAAUAAUUUUUUCUAGUUCCACACAUUCCCCUGAUGUAUUCUCAAUGUAGCAGCCAGAGAGAGCCUGCAAAAGUGCAAAUUUGAUCAUGCUGUUCUUCUGCUCCAGAUUUUUCAGUGGCUUCUCAACUCAUUCAGAGUAAGGCCAAAAUCCUUACGAAGUCCUAUAAUCAUUUGAAUGAUCUGAUUUGGUCUGCCUGUCUGUCCUAAAACACCUGGCUCAUCCCAUGCUAGCAACAUUGGCCUUUGUGUCACUUCUUGAAUAUGCCAAGCAUUGCCUCAGGGACUUCAUACUUGUGUCCUUUCUUCUUGGAAUGCUCUUUCUCAGAUAUCAACACUAAACACUACCACUCCUCAAAAAAAUCACUAAAUCACUAAAUCAAUCCUGCCUUAUUUAAAGAGAAAUCUCACUUCUCUCUGCAGUUUUUAAUUUUUUUUAGAUUUUAUUUUAGUUUCAGAGUUAUAUGUGCAGGUUUGUUAUAUAAGUAAAUUGCAUGGCAUGGGAACUUGAUGUAUAGAUUAUUUCAUCACUUGGGUGAUAAGCAGAGUACCUGAUAGGUAACUUUUUGAUCCUCACCCCCCUCCUGCCCUCCGUCUUCAUGUGGGCCCUGGUGUCUGUAGUUCCCUUCUUUGUGUCCAUAUGUAUUUAAUGUUUAGCUCCCACUUGUAAGUGAGAACAUGUGGUACUUGCUUUGCUGUUUCUGUUUUACAUUCCCACCAGCAGUAUAAAAGCAUUCCCUUUCAUCACAACCUUGACAGAGUCUGUUUUUUUUGUUUGUUUGUUUGUUUUGUAAUAGGCAUUCUGAGGGGUGUGAGAGGUUAUCUCAUUGUGGUUUUGAUUUCCAUUUCUUUAAUGAUUCAUUCAUAUUGAGCAUUUUUUCAUAUGCUUGUUGGCUGUGUGUAUGUCUUCACUUGAAAAUUGUCUAUGCCUUUUAUUCAUUUUUAAACGGAGGUGUUUGUUUUUUGCUCACAAAAUCAAGUUCCUUAUAGAUUCUGAAUAGGACUUUGUCAGAUGCAUAGUUAGCAAAAUAUUUUCUCCCAUUCUGCAGGUUGUCUGUUUACUCUGUUGAUAAUUUCUUUUCUUGUGCAGAAGCUCUUUAAUUUAAUUAAGUUUCAUUUAUCAAUUUCUGUUUUUGUUGCAAUUGCUUUUGGCACCUUUGUCAUGAACUCUUUGCCAGGUCCUAUGUCCAGAAAGGUAUUUCCUAGGUUAUUUUUCUUUUUACAGUUUUAGGUUUUACAUUUUAGUAUUUAAUCCAACUUGCUUUGAUUUUUGUAUAUGUAUAAGGAAAGUAUCCAGUUUGAAUCUUCUGCAUGUGACUAGCCAGUUAUCUCAGCAUUAUUUGUUGAAUAGGGGGUCUCUCCCCAUUGCUUGUUUUUCUUAACUUUGUUGAAGAUCAGAUGGCUGUAGGUGGGUGGCAUUAUUUCUGGGCUCUCUAUUCCAUUUCCUUGGUCUAUGUGCCUGUUUUUGUACCAUUGCCAUGCUGUUUUGGUUACUGUUGCCUUGUAGUGUGGUUCAAAGUUAGGUAAUGUGCCUCCAGCUUUGUUCUUUUUCCUUGGGAUUACCAUGGCUAUUUGGGGUCUUUUUUUUUUUUUUUAUUCCAUAUGAACUUUAAAAUAGUUUUUUUCUACUUUGGUGAAGAAUGUCACUGGUAGUUUGUCAGAAAUAGCAUUGAAUCUGUAAAUUGCUUUAGGCAGCAUGGGCAUUUUAGCAGUAUUGAUUCUUUCUAUCCGUGAGCCCGGAAUCUUUUUCCACUUGUCUGUGUCAUAUUUGAUUUCUGUGAGCAAUGUUUUGUAAUACUCUUUGUAGAGAUAUUUCACCUCCCUGGUCAGCUGUAUUCCUCUAUAUAUUGUAUUCCUUUGCUGCUAUUGUGAAAGGGAUUGCUUUCUUUAUUUGUCUCUGUUUGGAUGUUGUUGAUAUAUAGAAAUGUUACUAAUUUUUGUAUCCUGAGAAUUUGCUGAAUUUGUUUGUAAGAUCAAGGAGAUUUUGGGCAAAUACUGUUGGGAUUUCUAGGUAUAGGAUUAUAUUGUCUGCAAACAGGGAUAGUUUGACUUCUUCUCUUCCUAUUUAGAUGACUUUUAUUUCUUUCUGUUGCCUGAUUGCUUUGGCCAGGACUUCCAGUAAUUGAUUAAGAGUGGUGAGAGAAGAUAUCCUUGUCUUGUUCCUAUCUUCCAGGGGAAUACUUCCAGUUUUGCUCAUUCGGUAUGAUGUGGCUUUGUUUGUCAUAGGUGGUGCUUAUUAUUGUGAAGUAUAUACCUUCAAUUCCUAGUUUGUUGAGAGUUUUUAAUGUGAAGAGAUGUUGAAUUUAUUGAAAGCCUUUUCUGCAUCUAUUGAGAUGAUAAUGUGAUUUUUGUUAAUUAGUUCUGCUUAUGUGAUGAAUCACACUUAUUGAUCUGCAUAUGCUGAAACAACCUUGUAUGUUAGUGAUAAAGCCUACUUGAUUAUGGUGGAUUAGCUUUUUGAUGUGCUGCUGGAUUCAGUUUGCUAGUAUUUUUUGAGUACUUUUUCAUCUGUGUUUAUUAAGGAUAUUGGUCUGAGGUUUUCUUUUUUUUGUUGUGUGUCUGAAAAGUUUAGGUAUUAGGGUGCUGCUGGCUUUAUAGAAUGAGUUAUGGAGGAGUCCCUUUUCCUCAGUUUCUUAGAAUAGGUUCUGUAUAAAUCAUACCAGUGCUUUGUUAUACAUUUGAUAGAAUUCAGCUGUGAAUCUGUCUGGUCCUGGGCUUUUUUUGGUUAGCAGGCGUCUUAUUACUGAUUCAAUUUUGGAACUCAUCAUCAGUUUAUUUAGGGAUGCAAUUUCUUCCUAGUUCAGUCUUGGAGGUUGUAUAUGCCCAGGAAUUUAUGCAUUUCUUCUAGGUUUUCUAGCUUGUAUGCAUAGAGGUGUUGAUAGUAGUUUGUGAAGGUUGUUAGCAUUUCAGUGGGGUCAGUGGUAAUGUCCCCUUUGUCAUUUCUGAAAGUGUUCAUUUGUAUAUUCUCUCUUUUUUCUUUAUCAUUGUGGCUAGUGUUCUAUCUAUCUUAAUUAAAAAAAAAAAAACUCCUCAGCCCACUGAUCUUUUGUAUGAUUUUAUGCAUUGCAAUUUCCUUCACUUCAGCUCUGAUGUUGGUUAUUCCUUGUCUUCUGUUAGCUUUGGCAUUGCUUUGCUCAUGGUUGUCUAGGUCUUUUUGUUGGGAUGUUAGGUUGUUAAUUUGAGAUCUUUCUAACUUUUCAAUGUGGGCAUAUAGUGCUACAAACUUUCCUCUUAACACUGCCUUAGCUGUAUCCCAGAAAUUCUGGUAUGUUGUAUCUUUUUUCUCAUUAGUUUCAAAGAAUUUCUUGGUUUCUGCCUUAAUUUCAUAUGUACCCAAAAUUUGUUCAGGAGAGGGUUGUUUAAUUUCCAUGUAAUUAUAUGGUUUUAAGCUAUUGUCUUAGUAUUUACUUACAUUUUUAUAGGGCUGUGGUCCAAGAGCGUGACUGGUAUAUUUUUUGUUGUUUUGUAUUUGCUAGGAAUUGUUUUAUGUUAGAUCGUGUGGUUCAUUUUAGAUUACAUGCCAUGUGCAGAUGAGAAGAAUGUGUGUUCUGUUCUUUUGGGGUGAACUGUUCUGUGGUGGUCUAUUAGGUUCAUUUGGUCAAGUGUUUAGUUCAGAUUCUGAGUACCUUUGUCAGUUUUCUGUCUUGAUCAUCUGUCUAAUGCUGUCUGUGGGGUGUUGAAUUCUCCCACUAGUGUUGUGUGUUUAUCUAAGUCUUUUCAUAGGUCUCUAAGAACUUGCAUUAUGAAUAUGGGUGUUCCUAUGUUGGCUGCAUAUAUAUUCAGAAUAGUUAGGUCUUCUGGUGAAUUGAGUCUUUUACUUUACAUAAUGCCCUUCCUUGUCUUUUUUGAUCUUUGUUGAUUUAAAGACUUUUUUUUUAUGCAAUUAGAAUAGUAACUCUGGUUUUUUUUUUCUGUUUUUUAUUUGCUUGGUAGAUUUUUCUUCAUUCCUUUACUUCGAGCCUAUGCAUAUCAUUACACGUGAGAUGGGUCUCUUAAGGACAGCAUACCAUUAGGCUAUGCUUUUUUAUCCAACUUGCCACUCUUUGCUUUUUAACUGGGGCAAUUAGCCUUUUUACAUUCGAGGUUAGUGUUGAUAUGUGAAGAUUUGAUUGUUUCAUCAUGUUGUUAGCUGGUUAUUAUGCAGAUUGGGUUGUGUGGUUACUUUAUAGUGUUACUGGUCUAUGUACUUAAGUGUAUUUGUGUUGUCAGUAAAGAUCUUUUCUUUCCAUGUUUAGUACUCCCUUCAGGACCCCUUGUGAGGCACGGCUGGUGGUAAUGAAAUCCCUUAGCAUUUGCUUGUCUGAAAAGAUCUUAUUUCCCCUUCACUUAUGAAGCUUAGUUUGGGUGGAUACGAAAUUCUUGAUUAAAAAUUCUUUUUAAAAAACAAAACUGCUGAAUGUAAGCCCCCAUUCUCUUUCUGUUUGUAGGGCUUCUACUAAAAGGUCCAUUGUUAGCCUGAUGGGGUUCCCUUUGUAGGUGAUCUGUCCUUUCUCUUCCAGUUGCCUUUAGCAUUUUUUCUUUUAUUUUGAGCUUGGAGAAGCUGAUGACUAUGUGCCUUGGGGAUGGUCUUCUUGUGAGUUUUUAGUUCAGUCAGAUCAGUUUGGUUCCUUCGUUGAUUCUUUCCCCAGCUUGCUCAAUUAUGCCGUGAAUACUUUCCAUUGUGUUCUGAAAUUCUUGAUGUUAGUUUUUCAGUUCUGUCAGAACACUUUUUUUUUUUUUAAAAUAACCAUUUUGUAUUUCAACUUCUGCAUCAUUUUAUUGCAUUCCUUAGAAACUUUGGAUUUGGUUUUUACUUUCUCCUGAAUCUCAUUGAUCUUCAUUCCCAUCCAUAUUCUGAAUUCUAUUUCUGUCAUUUCUGACUUUUCAGCCUGGUCAAGAACCAUUGCUGCUGAACUAGUGUGGUUGUUUGGAGUUAAGAAGACAUUCUCUGGCUUUUCGUGUUGCCAGAGUUCUUGUGCUAAUUCUUUCUCAUCUGUGUGGGCUGAUGUUCCUUGAAUCUUUGAAAUUGCUGUACUUUGGAUGGGUUCUUUUUUUUUCUUUUAUCUUCUUUGAUACCCUUGGGGGUUUGAUUUCGGAAUAAGGUGGGUUUCAUUUACUAGCUUUGUUUAUGGUAGAUUUUGGGGGUGCCAAGGAUCAGCUCAGCACUCCCGUGCUGAAUGCUCUAACUCUGGGAGGCUAGUAUUGGGCCCCUGGCUUUGCUCUCUUUCCCCUCAAGGUUGGGAAUCUGCUAUGCUGGAAGGGCUAUUGUGUUCCUGGAUUGCUGGUUACGAUACUCUGAAGGAUGGUGCCAGCCUAAGCACUUUGUUGGGCAGCGGCAUUGUGGCUCAUCCUUGUUCACACAUGCCAGCAGCAUCAGUAGUGUGGCAGAGUACACACUCGUAGACCGGGGUGGGGUGCAGGUGGAUCCAAGGCUGCUAGCCUCUAUAUGGACAUUGGCAGUAGCCUAAAUUCAUCUUUAUGCAUGAGAAUAUUCAUUUUGUCUAGCAUCAUUUAUUGAUAAAAAUGAUUCUUAUUUAAUUGAAAUGGUAUGGUUUUUGAAAUUAGCUGAUAAUAAAUGUUGUUACUAAUUUGUGGACUCUUAAUUGUGUUUCAUUAUUCUUGUCUAUAGUAUUAAAAAUGCCAGUGUCCUGAUGAUUAGUCCAGCUUUUAGCAAACUUUGAAAUGAGAAACUGUAAUCCCCCUUUUUGUUCUUUUUAAAUUAUUUCUCUAGGUGCUCUUGUCACUUGGCAUUUCCAGAUACAUUUUAGGAGUAGUUUUUUAUUGUCUACCAAAAAAGCCCGCCAAAAUUUGAUAGAGAUUGCAUUAAAUAUAUAAGUUGACUCUUCACCUAUACAGACUCUCCUUGUGCUGGAUUUUAGUUUAGCUGGCCCUCCUUGUUUGCACAGCUCUCCGAUGAACUGAAAAUAUAAUUUUGGCCUUUUAUUUAUC
This is a messenger RNA of Gorilla gorilla gorilla (western lowland gorilla), 13173 nucleotides long. It is a transcript of the gene TAS2R50, whose product is annotated as taste 2 receptor member 50. Lineage: Eukaryota; Metazoa; Chordata; Mammalia; Primates; Hominidae. The coding region runs from base 74 to 973 and encodes 299 amino acids. Gene Ontology annotation, molecular function: G protein-coupled receptor activity; bitter taste receptor activity. The record is from RefSeq and is a predicted model, not a curated record. Gene Ontology annotation, biological process: G protein-coupled receptor signaling pathway; sensory perception of taste; detection of chemical stimulus involved in sensory perception of bitter taste. The transcript has a single exon. Gene Ontology annotation, cellular component: membrane.